AUGUGGCAGAAUCCACUGCGUUUCGGCCAGUUACAGUUUGAUAUGUACGUAUCGAAUUUGAUAUGGCAAGAGCAUCUGCUGCAGGGCAUUCCCAACCCUUUAGUUACCCUUGGCGGGAGGAAAGGUGUAAUCAACUAUCUGAGGGCACAGCUCCCAGGAUCGAACCUAUGCUGCAGCGCUCGACGAGGAUUUUUCCAAUACCCGCUGCCGCCGGCCAUCGGAGACAGCUACGUGUUCAGCUACGAGCGGUGGAGGAACAAACGAGAGGUCAGCUACGCCUCCAAAAGCAAGGUAGGGCGAAACCUACGACCGCCGGGAUGGAACAGGGUUGUAUUACCAGCUUUCGAGAAGAAUGUAUACCGCGAACACGUUGUGACGGCUCUGCGAUCGGCAAGCGAAGUGGCCGGCUACAGAAAAGGCAACGAGAUCACGGUCGCUGGACGUGCCGUGCCCAAGCCCAUCUUGAGCUUCGACGAAACGGACUUCCCAGACUGCAUAACGAAGGUCCUUCGGGCCCAGGGUCAUGGCUCAUCGCCGACCAGUGUGCAAGCCCAGUGCUGGCCCGUGGUUCUCAGCGGCAGAGACCUUCUGGCCGUCGCUGCGACUAGUUCUGAAAACAGGUUCCUGGCCUACGUCAUCCCGGCGGUCCUUCACGUCCGGAGCCAAGAACCGAUGCCGCACGGAGACGGGCCUAUAGUGUUAGUCUUAGCAUCGACGCGUGAGCUGGCCCGGCAGGUGCAGCACACGUUCUCCCGGUUCGACAAGGAUUUGGGCAUUCGAACUGCAUGUCUCGUUCCGGGUGAGCCAAAGGAAGCGCAGCUAAAACGUCUCGGCGAAGGGUGCGAGGUUUGGGUCGCGACUCCAAGCCGCCUCGUAGGCCUCAUGGAGGAAUGCAAGGUGAACAUUCGCCGCUGCACGUUUCUUGUGUUGGAACAAGCGGACCGCAUGUUGGCGAUGGGCUUAGAGAAGCAGCUUCGCCUCAUUGUGGCAAACGUCCGAUCCGACCGCCAAACGCUCACGUGGCUGACGUCGAGCACGAGAGAGGCGUCCCUGCUGGCCGACGAGUUCAUGGAGGACUACGUGACCGUCACCUUCGGCGAAACGAGCCAGCAAUCCCAGAACCGACGUGCAGAACACAUCGUGUACGUUUGCGACGAGAAAGACAAGGAUGACAGGCUCAUCACCCUCUUCGAAGAUAUUCUCGACAAUAAGCGGGACAAGGCGGUGGUGUUCGUCGAGACUAAAGGGAAAGUGGACGACCUCGUGACGAGCUUGCGGCUUCGGGAUUGGCCCGCCGUGGGCAUCCACGGCAGGAAAACCGAGCAGCAGCGUGAGUGGGCGUUGAACGCACUCCGUUUCGGCAGAAUGCUUGUUCUGGUGGCGACCGACAUGGCGGGGCAUGGCGUGGACGUCGAAGACGCCCGUCUGGUGGUCAAUUACGAUUACCCGCGCAGUUUGGACGAUUACGCGCGCCGCGUUAAGCACGCAGUUCGAGACGACGGGAAAGGAAGGGCAUACACUUUUCUAACGCCCACUGAAAGCCGCAACGCCAAGGAGUUGGUCCGUAUCCUCCGAGACGCCGGGCAGGAGGUUCCACCAGACCUGUUGAAGGUUGCGAAGAAGACAGCACGGUCUUAA
Rhipicephalus sanguineus (brown dog tick) is the source of this 1638-nucleotide messenger RNA. RefSeq lists its product as uncharacterized. The record is from RefSeq and is a predicted model, not a curated record. Gene Ontology annotation, cellular component: cytoplasm; ribonucleoprotein complex; nucleus. The transcript has a single exon. Lineage: Eukaryota; Metazoa; Arthropoda; Arachnida; Ixodida; Ixodidae. Gene Ontology annotation, molecular function: RNA binding; ATP binding; RNA helicase activity. The coding region runs from base 1 to 1638 and encodes 545 amino acids.